Molecule: messenger RNA, 888 nt
Organism: Patiria miniata (bat star)
Lineage: Eukaryota; Metazoa; Echinodermata; Asteroidea; Valvatida; Asterinidae
Gene: anapc10
Product: anaphase-promoting complex subunit 10-like
Exons: 3
Coding region: 198-785 (195 amino acids)
Biological process (GO): protein K11-linked ubiquitination; anaphase-promoting complex-dependent catabolic process
Cellular component (GO): anaphase-promoting complex
Source: RefSeq, a predicted model, not a curated record
CACAUUCGUUAACAGAAAAGAAAAGAACAUGUAGAUCAUGUAAAUUCAUGAGGGCGCUCUUCAACAUGGAUGCCUCCAUUACACUGGGCUGAAAACACUGGCGCAAAAAAUACUGAUCCUUUGUAUUGAGGGGUUAUUUCGGUUUUUAAAUUGGGGAAGUACCCAGCUGGAAUGUUCUAAUCCGGGAGGCAGGCGGCAUGGCAACACCUCCGAGCACUUCCAGUGCUACCACGGCAACCCCUUCCGGCGGCAAAUCGGACCAAGAGGAGCAAGAAGACAGCAAGACGAAGCUUCGUGAGAUCGGCGACCAAGCUGUGUGGUCCCUGUCAUCAUGUAAGCCGGGGUUUGGGGUCAAUCAACUCAGAGACGACUCAGUUGAAACUUACUGGCAGUCUGAUGGCACGCAGCCCCACCUGGUCAACAUCCAGUUCCGCCGCAAAACCACGGUCCACAGUGUGGCCAUCUACGCCGACUACAAAUCGGACGAGAGCUACACGCCCAACAAGAUCUCCGUCCGCAUCGGCAACAACUUCCAUGACCUGCAGGAGAUUGAGCUCCUGGAGCUGGGCCAGCCCAACGGCUGGAUCCGGAUACCGCUGACGGAUGCCCAGGGCAGGCCCGUCCGGACGUUCAUGAUACAGAUCGCGGCGCUGUCCAACCACCAGAACGGCCGCGACACGCACAUGCGGCAGAUCAAAGUUUACGCGCCUACCCAGGAGAACGUGUUCCAUCACAUGCCCAACUUUUCCACAGUGGAGUGUAGCAUGUACAGCAUUAUCAGAUGAUAAGGAAAGGAGGGUACAUUUCUCCCAAAGGACCAAACCGAGUCAUUACAUUUAUGCUGAAGUUCUUCUUUCAGACGGUAGUCAGGUUGGUGUCGCGGUACUU